UUCAGAGCUUAAUGCUUUUCUGCAGAAGAGGAUACAUCUGACUCCACAUUGUUCUUCAAAGGAACCAGGUUUCAUCACUAAGCCUCACACUUUAACAAGUCCCAAAGAGUAAAAGGCAAACGUACAAAUGUCUACCACAAGACUAAAGUGUGAUAUGUUAUGUUUUUUACCAUAAGCACCCAUAAAAUGAGCUCCAUUGCAGACAGAAAUGAUGGAAGCAUUUUUGAUGGGUUGGUGGAAGAAGAUGACAAAGAUAAAGCAAAAAGAGUGUCUAGAAACAAAUCCGAAAAGAAACGUCGAGAUCAGUUUAAUGUACUUAUCAAAGAGCUGGGUUCCAUGCUUCCAGGUAAUGCUCGGAAGAUGGAUAAAUCCACUGUACUGCAGAAGAGCAUUGACUUUUUACGGAAGCACAAAGAAAUUACUGCACAAUCAGAUGCCAGUGAGAUUCGACAGGACUGGAAACCGACAUUCCUUAGUAAUGAAGAGUUCACACAGUUAAUGUUAGAGGCUCUUGAUGGUUUUUUUUUAGCAAUUAUGACAGAUGGAAAUAUAAUAUAUGUGUCUGAAAGUAUAACUCCCUUACUUGAACAUUUGCCAUCUGAUCUUGUGGAUCAGAGUGUAUUUAAUUUUAUCCCAGAGGGGGAACAUUCAGAAAUUUAUAAAAUAUUGUCUUCUCAUCUGCUGGAAAGUGAUUCACUGACACCAGAAUACUUAAAAUCAAAAAAUCAACUAGAAUUCUGUUGCCAUAUGCUGCGAGGAACAAUAGAUCCAAAAGAGCAGCCUACAUACGAGUAUGUAAAAUUCAUAGGAAAUUUCAAGUGUUUGAAUAAUGUUCCUAACUCAGCGCACAAUGGUUUUGAAGGAACUAUUCAGCGAUCCCACCGGCCUUCGUAUGGAGACAAAGUUUGCUUUGUAGCCACAGUUAGAUUAGCUACACCUCAAUUUAUCAAGGAAAUGUGCACUGUUGAAGAACCCAAUGAAGAGUUCACAUCUAGACAUAGCUUAGAAUGGAAGUUCCUAUUCUUGGAUCACAGGGCACCUCCGAUAAUAGGUUAUCUUCCAUUUGAAGUUUUGGGAACGUCAGGCUAUGAUUAUUAUCAUGUGGAUGAUCUAGAUAAUCUGGCAAAAUGUCACGAGCAUUUAAUGCAAUAUGGGAAAGGGAAGUCGUGUUACUACAGAUUCCUUACAAAGGGACAACAAUGGAUUUGGCUGCAAACACAUUACUAUAUCACGUAUCACCAGUGGAAUUCCAGACCAGAGUUUAUUGUCUGUACGCACACUGUUGUAAGUUAUGCAGAAGUUAGAGCAGAAAGACGGCGAGAACUUGGUAUUGAGGAGUCUCUUCCAGAGAUAACAGCAGAUAAAAGUCAGGACUCUGGGUCUGACAAUCACAUAAACACAGUGAGCCUCAAAGAAGCACUGGAAAGGUUUGAUACCAGCCCCACACCUUCUGCUUCCUCCAGGAGUUCAAGAAAAUCUUCACAUACUGCAGUAUCAGAUCAUUCAUCAACACCAACUAAAAUGACGGUGGACACUAGCACUCCUCCAAGGCAAAGCUUAUCUGGUCAUGAAAAGACUGCGCAAAGACGAUCAUCUCUGAGUAGUCAGUCUUUAAGCUCCCAGUCUCUUGGACAACCAGUAGCGCAGCCGACGAUGUCUCAGCCUGCAACUUUACAGCUCCAGUCUGGCAUGUCCCAGUUUUCAGCUCAAUUAGGAGCUAUGCAGCAUCUAAAGGACCAGCUAGAGCAAAGAACACGCAUGAUAGAGGCAAAUAUUCAUCGGCAGCAGGAAGAGUUGCGUAAGAUUCAAGAGCAGCUUCAAAUUGUCCACGGUCAAGGACUCCAGAUGUUCUUGCAGCAAUCAACUUCUGGACUCAACUUUGGUUCUGUACAACUUGCUUCUGGAAAUUCUUCAAAUGUUCAGCAGCUUACACCAAUAAACAUGCAAGGUCAAGUUGUUCAGACUAAUCAGACUCAAAGUGGGAUGAACACAGGCCAUAUAAGUACUCCCCACAUGAUACAGCAACAGCCUUUGCAGAGUACUGCAACACAGCAUAAUCAACAAAAUGUUCUUAGUGGACACAAUCAACAGUCUUCUCUUGCCAGUCAGUCACAGAACACAGUCUCGGCACCUUUGUAUAACACUAUGGUGAUUUCUCAGCCAACAACAGGAAAUGUGGUCCAGGUUCCUUCUAGCUUACCACAGAACAAUAACCAGAACGCUGCUGCAGUAACCACUUUUACACAGGAUAGACAAAUCAGAUUUUCUCAAGGUCAGCAACUUGUAACAAAACUUGUCACAGCCCCAGUAGCAUGUGGAGCGGUAAUGGUACCAAGUACUAUGUUUAUGGGACAGGUGGUGACAGCUUAUCCCACUUUUGCUGCCCAACAGCAGCAGCCACAGACUUUGUCAGUAACGCAACCGCAACAGCAGCAGCAGCAGCAGCAAAGUCAGCAAGACCAGCAGCAGCAGCUCACCACAGUUCAGCAACCAGCUCAGCCACAGCUGACCCAGCACCCCCAACAGUUCCUACAGACAUCCAGGUUACUUCAUGGAAAUCAGUCAGCUCAGCUUAUCCUCUCUGCUGCUUUCCCACUGCAACAAAGCACUUUUACACAGUCCCACCACCAGCAGCAUCAGUCUCAGCAGCAGCAGCAACUUUCGCGACACAGAACUGACAAGAUGACUGAUCCUUCCAAAGUUCAGCCACAAUAGUGUGGAGCUCUGCCUCUUUUUGAAGCAAACUAUACCAGGAGGGGGCUGCUCUACAAGCAGUUGCACUGAGGCUACAGAGGUAGCAGUAUGAAGGCUUUCUAACACCGCAGUGUUGAGAUCUACUCCUAACUUCUGGAAUCUGUUAAGAAAAGCCACAAGAUGAUGAUGGGGAGAUGGCCAGCGUUGAUAGUUGCCCCAGUUCCUGUGUUCUAAAGGAUAUGCUGCCAUGUGUUAAUUUGUCCAGGGGAAAUCUCAAAACGUGACUGAAAUGAGAGGGAUGCUGAAAAUACUGGUAUUUUUAUCAAUCCUGUACAUUUUUAAAGUAUUAAAAUGGACAUGGAGCAAUUGUUUGAAUUAGCAGAAAAAAAUGCCAGGAAUAUAGUCCAAAAAACAUCUAAUUUUUUUCAGAUUAUUAUGGGACAGUAAAUAUUUUUAAAAUGUUGUGUGAAAUCCAGUUCUCUGUUGUACAGAUGCUGUAAAAUAUUGUGUAUAUGUCUGCAUAAAAGGAGAAAGAGCAAAAUAUUUUAUAUGAUGCAUGAAAAUGUAAUCUGUUAUUUGUAGGUUUGAACAUGUUUCCCUAAAUUCUCAUGCCAUACUCAGACUAAUGUUUUCCUCUGUUCUACCCUUCUGUUUACAACAUGAUGCAUCAUUAUUUUCACCCUUAAUGUGGGCACAAGUCUCUUGUUUGUGCUUUGUCUGUGAUGUCAGGGUUUGUUUGGUGAGAUAUAUAGUGUGUUGGUUAGUUGACUUCUCGAGGUUAAAUUAUUGAUGAAGCUGUUUGAACUGGUGAUCAUGCAUCAGGGUUCAGGACAUUCAGAUUCAUGAAUAUCAUCCAUCAUUUCAUAAUUAAUUAAUCGUUUUAUUUGAAAAAUAGGAAUUUGCACUGCUUUCUUGUGGAUGGUUUGGAAUUUUAUUCCCCAAAGCUAUCUUUUGAUAUAGUUCAUAGUUGGAAAUAUUUAUGUAAAAGGUUUAAAA
This is a messenger RNA of Phaethon lepturus (White-tailed tropicbird), 3690 nucleotides long. It is a transcript of the gene CLOCK, whose product is annotated as clock circadian regulator. Bases 160 to 2715 code for a protein of 851 amino acids. The transcript is spliced from 21 exons. The record is from RefSeq and is a predicted model, not a curated record. Gene Ontology annotation, molecular function: protein dimerization activity; DNA-binding transcription factor activity, RNA polymerase II-specific; E-box binding. NCBI's taxonomy places the organism in Eukaryota, Metazoa, Chordata, Aves, Phaethontiformes, Phaethontidae. Gene Ontology annotation, biological process: circadian regulation of gene expression; regulation of transcription by RNA polymerase II. Gene Ontology annotation, cellular component: nucleus; CLOCK-BMAL transcription complex; cytoplasm.